This is a messenger RNA of Cololabis saira (Pacific saury), 3603 nucleotides long. RefSeq names its product NXPE family member 3-like. The record is from RefSeq and is a predicted model, not a curated record. The transcript has 4 exons. Bases 159 to 1037 code for a protein of 292 amino acids. NCBI's taxonomy places the organism in Eukaryota, Metazoa, Chordata, Actinopteri, Beloniformes, Belonidae.
GAAACGGGCUCCAGAGAAAACCGAAGAAGAAGACAAUAAUGUUUCCAUCUGUCAAGAAGACUCUAAAAUAAAACUAAAGUUUGUGACUAAAGUCGGUGUCAACCGAGGGAGAUUUACCGGCCGUGGCAGGCAGUUGUUUGGGUCAAUGUCUGCUGGAAAUGGCGGGACAAAGUCAGCCCGUUGUUAGCAAGGUCAAUAUGAAAGUCUUCAUUCCUGCUUCUGGACCUGAAAACAUCACUGUGCUGCCAAAACUAAAAGAUCAACCAGAGAGGAAAAGCCACAUUGUGAAGACUGGACCUUCUGGGUAUUAUUAUCAGGGUGUGUGGCGAGCUCUCAAGGGUACCACAGUUCGCCAGUUCUACACCACAAUGAUGAGUCAGUGUCUGAAAGGCAAGGUGGUCCACUUUUUUGGAGACUCCACCAUCAGGCAGUGGUUUGAAUACCUGAACUCAAUAUUACCAGAUCUCAAGGAGUUUAAUCUGCACAGUCCGAAGCAAACAGGACCUUUCAUGGCCUUGGACUAUGCAAACAACAUUUUAGUGACAUAUCGCUGCCACGGACCCCCUAUCCGUUUUGGCAACGUCCCACUCAGUCAACUGCGUUACAUUGCCAAUGAAAUAGAACAUGUGGCUGGAGGCACCAACACUGUUGUAGUUAUUGGCAUCUGGUCGCACUUCAGCACUUUCCCUGUCGAGGUCUACAUCCAGCGGUUGCAGGGUAUCCGGAAGGCCGUGGUACGGCUGCUGAACAGGGCUCCAGGUACCAAGGUCAUCAUCCGGACUGCAAACCCCAAAGCUCUGACGCUCUACGAGACAUUGACCAACAGCGACUGGUACUCAAUACAGCGGGACAAGGUUCUGAGGGCUAUGUUUGAAGGAGUGAAAGUCCAUAUGGUGGAUGCAUGGGAGAUGGGCCUGGCCCACCAUCUGCCACACAAGCUCCACCCACAACCGCCUCUUGUCAAGAACAUGAUCAACGUUCUCCUAUCUUACACAUGUCCUUCAAAAGCAGUGGCGGGCGGUGCAUUUCACACUUAGGCCUUCAGUGAUGUCCAACUUAAUCAAUAAAUACCUUUCAUUAUGCCAGCAGUCAUAACACGGGGACUGGAGAGUAGUUAGAAAACACACUUAAGCACUACUCAGUCGUGUACAAAAUGGGCUAUUAUCCGGCACAUUUUAAAAAUCAACAAACCCGCAUCAGCAAUUAAAACUUAUCUGGUAAUCUACUGUCAAAACUUAAAGAUAAAAGGGUUUUUAAAAUUAACUUAAAAAAAAAAGCUUCAAACAAUGAUGAGAAAACUGGCUUAUAGGCUUCUGGCCUGUUGUUGCUGGUACAUCUCAGUUAUAUAUAUAAAAAAAAAAGAUCUUUCUAAAAAGUUUUAAUAAAUGAGUCCACAAAAAAUAUGCAAGCUUUAACAAGAUUGUACAAUAAAUUGCAAAAUCAUAGUUUAAUAUCAGAAACACUAACAAGACGGCCAUACUUUGGCGACAGCGACACAAUAAACAAGUCUCUUUAUGAAAAACCUUUUCAAGUAAUGACGUAUCACGUCUUUCUGUGACCUGUUGCUUUGAGUACAACCAGAGUGGCGACACUUCCAUAGGACUCCGUUGUAAAACAUGGCGGACAGCACUUCCUGGUGAUGGAGCCUCUAUAGUUCCACAAGUGGCGUUGAUUUCAGUGGCCGCACGUCGAGAAACUCCUGAGGUAAGGCGAUGAAAUAUCGACCAAUUUUAAGUCAUUAUGCGUGUUUAUUAUAUCGGAGGCGCUUUUUAAGUUAGAUAUGAAUUUUUUCAAUUUUUAAAUUCAUAGAUUUAAUAGACCAAAACAUUGCACAGUGAUUUAAACACUGCAGGAGUAGAUCACCUGUUACCAAUGAAUUAAUUAUAUUGUUUACCUCUGAUUUAAAAAAAAUAUGACAUGUUUAUAUGGGAUGUUGAGUUUAAUUAUUUUAAAGGUAAUCCUGAAAGAGCCUUGUGAAGUUUCUGUUGUCAAUAGACUCCACAAGUGGGGUAGCUAUAAAUUACAUGAGCUGCAAAAUAAUGUUGUGGCUGUUCCUUUUCUUAGUUGUGUAUGUGAGUCAUGUUUUCUUCUUGCAGGGUUUGCUGUUCCUAAAGCGAUGCCGUCUCCACCUCCAGGAAUGGGAACAAAGUGACCACCCUUUGCUGAGUCACUUUUUGAUUUAAAAGCAUAUGUCAUCAUCUGCUUGUCUUGCUUUUCUUUUAUCAGAGUACAGUGUAGAUGAAUACUUAUAUAGUGGUGUGUAUACUUACUGUAACUGACACUUUUAUUUUGUUGUCAUUGAUGAAUAUAUAGACAUUAAGAUAGUGAAUUUAGUGAAUGCUAGAUUACUUUUUCUCACUCUUCUUUCUGUGUCCCACAGGUUUGGUUGAUGUGAACAGAGGAUAUUGCUAGAGGAUAUUGUAAUAAAGCCAACUUUUACACCAGAUACGCCUCUUUUUUUCAAAUUGUUCCCCUUUGGAGAAGUGAGAGAGGUUCAAACACUACACUAAUUACAUAUUAAAGGUUUAAGGGUACGUCCUGCCCCUAAUAGGUAGUUCUAAUAAUAAUAUUCUAAUAAAAUAUAUGCUCAUAUUCUCUGUAAGUGUGUAAAAGGAGCUUGUGUUCCACUGUAAGAAAUGUAAGACAUUUCGUAGCCCCACCUUGCUGAAAUUUAAAAAGGGACACAUAGAACGCCACUUUCCGACAAUAACUUUGUUACAUUUGUUACUUUGUUACAUACAAUACAAAACACUGUUGUGUUUUGUAUUGUAAUACCUGCUCUGAACUUCUUAAACCUUACCUACGAACCACGUAUUAUAAUGUUGACAAACUAAAACUAAUACUGAAACGAAUGGAAAAAUACAAAACUAUAAUAAGUCUGGAUACCCACUAAUCAAAACUAAAGAAAUAACAACAUACAUAUCAUCCAUACAACAUAAAUAACUGGUACAUGUGCUUCCUGCUGUGCUCUUUGUUAUCCAGCUGGUGGUGGAUCCACGGCCUUUAGCACCUCACUCCACUCCUCUUCCCUCUCUCUCCACCUCCCCUCCUUACAGGCAUGUCUGCACAAUUAAAUAUCCUGAUAAAUAAAAUAUAAAUCUGAUGCACAUGAAACAUGCGCCCACGCACGCACGCACGCACACACACACACGCAGCCAAGUAGAGGAUUGCAACUUAAUUUAAAUCGCUUUAAAUAAAAUCCCAUGAUCUCUAAAACGGUGGGCAAAAAGACCUAGACGAAUGGAAAUCUCAAAAACUUAAACUGCUGCCUUUAUUUUUAGUUUUGCUAGUUUUGCUUUGUAUAGUUCAAUAUUUGUGAAGCAAACUGCUCGAUGACCUUGAUAUAGUUAUUGAUAAUCAAAAAAUAUCUUGAUUAUCUUCAACUGUAUAAUAAGAUCCACUUUAUUUUUGUGCAACGAUAUAGAUGAAUGAAAAGCUAUAUGGACAAUGUUCUGCAGAACUCAAUUCAUAAAAUGUUCAGAUUAUUUGCCAUCCCAGAGCCUUGGCACCUGUUUCAUUUUGUCAUUUGUUAGUUUGUUACGCCUUUUAUUUCCCUCCUGUCACAUUGUCACUGUUGUUGUGUUGAAAUAAAAGUGACUACAA